GAUCGUCCUAUCGAUCAUGCGCAAAUAGCAAACGUCGAUAUCCUUCCGCCCAGAGCAUGCUCACUCGUGCUUGAGCCGUCGUGAAGAGCACACGUGUAUACCGUAUCUAUCUCGCAAUAAAUUCGUAUUCGUGUUAACUCGUUUUCAUUAGUUAUCAAGACCACAACCAUUCAACAGAUGUUAAAGAAAAACGUAGCGCACGCGAAACGGAGGACACGAACUAAAUCCAGCCUAAGGUUCAGACGCAAUGAAAGAGACAUAGAAAUUAUUUAACUGUAUAUUAAUUAUCACCGCAAGAAUCAUUAAAGUGAGGAGAAAUAAAGUCAGGUUUCUACUUAGGACGGGACCUUAUUGCAACGUCUACACUUAAUUACUGCAUAAAUACAAUGCGAAUAAAUUACAUAUAUUCCAUGGUGUAUUCGUAAAUGCCACUAAUAAUACUGAAGAUUUGGAACGUACGCGAUGAAUUAUAGAUUGUCAAAUACCACGUCAAAACGCGCCAUUGGAAAAAAGAGUUAAAAGCACGAGAAGAAAAUCGGUGAUUCACGCGUGCGCCUCGACGCACGACCUAGGAAAUAGAAACAUUCCAACACUGUGCGUGUUUAUAACAGGUGAACUUGGUCGGUUAAACGUACAUGUGCAACACUUCUCGUUAGAAGGAGAAUUUGUCGCUUGAUAUAACGAGACUGAUCAGAGUCAUGGAAUCAGAAACGAGUAACCAAAGUUAUGAAAACUGUAACGACUUUUUCUAUGCAACCGUGUGUCACGUUUGCAAACGGUUUGGUGGCAACGUGCGUUUAAAGAGGUGCGGUGGAUGCAAAAUGAUUUUCUAUUGUGGUCUGAGGCAUCAGAAGUACCACCGGCAGCAGCAUAGAUCUUUAUGCAACGCUGUACGCGACGUGCUGACAAGUUACGAGUACAACAUAGAACAACCUGAUGCAACUUCCAUGGAGUCGGACCAGAAGAAAAUAAUGUUGAUAGAACUAGUAGAAACGGAGCUGGGACGUAGUUUGGAGAAAUAUGAGAGAGAAAUGUUUGAGUUCUCAAGGAAGUGUGCCAUCUGCCAGGAACUGGAUGAUACAUUGUUGAAGGAUUGUCGGAAAUGCGCUGCCAGCUACUGUAAAUAUCACAUAGACAGUAUUCAGCACAAUGACAUCUGCGCGCCUCUAGGAUUAUGUUUCCGCUCUGAGUUAUUAUACGGGAAAACAAAGGAUCUGGAAAUGCAUGAUUUGCAACAAGGUUGUACCUUCACGAAAACGUUCCAGGACAUGAAGCACUUCAUAAAAACUUACGCGAAUCUUCAAAAUCCCUUGGAAUAUGAUAUUAUGGAGGCUAUAUAUUCGCAGUAUUUAACACGUCCGUUAACACUGUUUCAUGCAACGCGAUUGUUAGAAUAUGUUCCAAAAAGCAAAAAUUUAGUUAUUCAUGUUGUAGGCGCAAAUAUCAGGGAAGAAGUCACCUGUUCGGCGUGGCAAAUCUUGCUAGAUUUCAUGGAUAUAGAAUCUCUGAUGAUUGUAAUGAUAGGGCCCGAAUUACAUCCACUUGUAUCACCCGUUAGCCUUAAGUCAGGACGGAAAGAAUGUCUGUUUAAGUUUUAUAAAGAGUUGUAUGAGAACUACGUACGCGGUCAGUCGUUCGUGAAACCAGAUCUAAUCGUAGGAUUUAACACUGUUAUUCAUCAGCCGAUUGAACUUGGGUUCCAUAGUAAAAUCCUAACGUCGUUCAUAGAAUUGUUUAUGGAACAAAAUUGUCCGCUUAUUUUAACGGGUUAUACGCUAUCGCAAGUAAAAUGCGAGGCUAACAGAAUUGACAUCAGGAAUAGGACAAUCGAUUAUCGCUUUAUCGCAAGGAAUCCAUUCUCUUGUUUAAAACCGUUUAGAACCUCCUGCCCGUACAACGUGUUUUAUGAAAAUCAAUAUAUACUUGCCUACAGGAGUUCUUCUGUAACUAAUUGUAAGCGUAAUAUAAGCAACCGACACAAAUUAAAAUCUAUGAGUAAUAUGGCGAGAAAAAUGUAGUGCGGACCGAAAAUCACGAAUUAGAUCGAGCUUAACAUUUAAUAGACGUAACGGAUAGGGAAGAGAAAAUCUGUGCUGACAGUCGUCGCAACGUUUCUUCACAAAAUAAAGAGACCUAGACCUGAUAUUCUACAGAAAACUUGCAUAUUUGUAAUAAUUUAUAAUCCUAGUGUCUGUUCCCCAGUCAGAAAAGACUCGAAAACCGACGUCGAAACAAUAUGGAACCAAAAAUGCAUCGAUUCGAUAUUGUUUCGACGUCGGUUUUUGAGUCAUUUCUGACUGGGUUUGUAUUCAUAGAAUCGUCCAUGGAGAUAUGACUUAUCGAUCGAUGUCAAUUCGACAUCGUUUUGAGUUCGAUCGACGAAUCAAUUAUUUCUCCAUCGGCAAUUAUGUAAAACAUAAUGUAGAUUAUGAGCAGAUUAUAAAUUGAUUAUAAAUAUACAGCUAAUACUUGAAUACAGUAAGUUAAAUAUUAAGAAAAUUCUGUGGUAAGGACAAAAUUAUGACAAUCAAUGUAUGGUCCUCUACAGGAGUCUUUGUCCGUAACUAAUUGUAAGCGUAGUUUAGGCUAUUGACACAAACUAAAAGCUGUGAUUGACAUGUCGAGGAAAAUGUAGCGCGAAACGAAAGGCACGAAUUAAAUAUAGCUUAGUACGUUUAAUAGAUGCAACGAAAAACGUGGAGAAAUAAAUUUGCGCGAACAAUCACCGUGAACCUCUGUGUUUCUUUACGAGAACAAAGAAACUGAGAUUUGACAUUCCGCAGAAAGCUUACAUAUUUAAAUUCAAUAUAUCCUAAGGUACUUACUUUCCCUAUUCAUAGAAUUAAUUUUGUUCGGUAUCAGCGGAACGUAAUGGAUUAUAUAUGGAUUAUAAAUAUGACAGCUGAUACGGUGGAUACAGUGAUUUUAAUAUUAAGACAAGUCUGUAACAAACACAAGACUUUUCGUCAAUUGUAAUAAAGAUUUAGCGUGUAUCCUUUUAACAGAUACAUAUCAGGUAUGCAAGAAGUGAUAAUCAUUUCUUCAUCUUUUCUGUAUUGAUAUUUGAAAUUUUUAAUGCCACAGAUGUGAAACUCGCUUUCACAAUCGGAGAUCAAAAUAAUGGUAAAGAUCGUGGGACAGUUGGCGGCUAGAACCAUUUCUUAAUAGAAUAUCAUAGAAAAUUAAUUGCUAUUGUCAAACACUCGUGUGAACAAUCAUUAGUCAUCAACGUACCACGAUCUAACUUAGAAUUCCACGGUCUGGCUAAAGAAAUACAGAUCAGAUAAUUAAGGAUGCUGGAGGCUGUUAUAAAGUCAGAGAUUAUCUAGUUCGAUGUUUAUCAAGGUACAUUUUUCUAACGCUUAGGAAGUAAUUGUUGAAUAUUUCUAGAUUACAUGUAUACAUAUGUAAGUACUUAAUUGCGUACGUGUUUGUGUAUUACAAUUUAGUACAUACUUUUAGCAUAUAUGUAUGUCUUUAUGAAGUAAAUUUGAAAUCGAUUUCUCUACACUGACGUAAGCGAUGUAAUAAAACUCUAAUGGCUCAUAAACGCAAAC
Vollenhovia emeryi is the source of this 3557-nucleotide messenger RNA. RefSeq lists its product as uncharacterized. Lineage: Eukaryota; Metazoa; Arthropoda; Insecta; Hymenoptera; Formicidae. The transcript has a single exon. The record is from RefSeq and is a predicted model, not a curated record. Bases 699 to 2018 code for a protein of 439 amino acids. Gene Ontology annotation, cellular component: extrinsic component of mitochondrial inner membrane.